Molecule: messenger RNA, 9741 nt
Organism: Helobdella robusta
Lineage: Eukaryota; Metazoa; Annelida; Clitellata; Rhynchobdellida; Glossiphoniidae
Exons: 32
Coding region: 1-9183 (3060 amino acids)
Molecular function (GO): carbohydrate binding
Source: RefSeq, a predicted model, not a curated record
AUGUGUCUCUCAAACGAAAUCAUCGUCUUAGAAGAAGCAAACUUCGGUAGGAUGCAGAAAUGUCUGUCUGUGGAAGGCUUCCAAGGAGAUCUGGAAAAUUCUAAAAAUCCGAAAUUUGUCGAUUGUUUCUCAGAUGUUAGGUGGAUUAUUGAGCCCAGAUGUGCAGGCAGACGAACUUGUGAGGUGCCAACUAGUAAGAUCAAAAUAUCCACACCUUGCCACGUCUAUCUGAAGCACUAUCUUGACGUUAAGUUCUCGUGUGCGAAAGAAGAAUUUUGUUUCUUUGAAACUUUCAAACCAAAAUGUCAUCAGAACGAAGUCAUAAAAAUCGAGAAAGCUUGGUUCGGUAGGAUAAACGUGGGGAGGUGUUUGUAUGAAGAAGGCAAGCCCAAGGAAGCGAACUUGAGAGACGAGAGUUUCAUCGGUUGUUACGUUAAUAUCAUGGAGACGAUCGAACCAGUGUGUGCUGGAAAUCAGCAAUGUAACAUUCCAGUAGCCACUAUUAAGACUGAAACCCCGUGCUACGCUUACCUAAAACAUUAUCUCGAUGUUGAUUACCAAUGCAUCAGAGCCAAAGAGUUUUGCAACUUUGAAACCUUCAAAGCAAACUGCCCAGCAAGCGAAAUAAUAAUCGUGAAGCAUGCUCACUUCGGCAGAAAAAAAUUUGGAAGAUGCUUGCAGGAGGAUGAAGAAACGCCUGCAAAAGAAAAUUUAGAAAACCCUCAAUUUUUGAAUUGUUUUUCUGAUGUAAAGGACAUCAUCGAUGAAAAAUGUUCGGGCAGGUCUCACUGCGAAGUAUCUGUGGCAAAAAUAAGAGUGCGAACGUCCUGCUACACGUAUCUAAAGUUGUACUUGGAUGUUGAGUACAGUUGCACUAGAGCCGAGGAGUUUUGUAUAUUUGAAAAUUUCAAACCAACUUGUCGAAGCAAUGAAGUUAUCGGCAUCGAACGAGCUGACUUCGGUCGCAAAAAAUUCGGAAGGUGUCUGCAAGAAGAUGAAGGAACCCCGUCCGAUGACAACCUAAGAGAUCCGAGUUUCAUAAACUGCUACACGGACGUCAAACACAUCAUCGAUCAAGAAUGUUCUGGAAAGUCUCGUUGUGAAGUGUCAGUUGUAAAGUUAAGAAUUAAAACUUUAUGCCAUUCAUACCUGAAACUCUACCUCGAUGUGCAUUACAGUUGUCUUAAAGAAGAAUAUUGUAAUUCCGAGACGUUUAAACCUGAAUGCUCUCAUAACGAAGUAAUCGUAAUAAAAGAAGCGUUAUUCGGAAGAAGAAAAUUCGGGAGGUGCAUUCAAAAGGACGAAACACUGAUGACCAUUUCGGGAUUUAUUGGUUGUUACGCCGAUGUAAAACAUCUGGUAGAUGAGAAGUGUUCCGGAUUGCGGAAGUGCGAGGUUGUUGUGGCCCACAUUGAGUUCCACGGAUCAUCGUGUCCAACAUCCUUUGUCAGAUAUCUCGAAGUUUCUCACGUAUGCCUGAGAGAAGAGUAUUGCAACUCAGAAAUAUUCUCACCUCAAUGUGGACAAAGCGAAAUAGUUGUAAUAGAAAAAGCGUACUUUGGUAGAAUCAGCGUUGGUAGGUGCUUGUUGGAAGAGGGUGCUCCGAGCCUUGAAAAUCUGGAAGACCCUAAAUUUAUUGGGUGUUUCGCAGAUGUUAAGAAUAUUUUGGAGGAAAAAUGUUCUGGGAAACGAACGUGUAGCGUCGUGGUAGCAUCUUUGAAGGUUGAAAAUACGUGCUACUCUUUUGCGAUUCGAUAUUUAGAUGUGAAGUUCAGGUGCUAUAAGGAGGAGUUCUGCUUAUCUGAAACAUUCAAACCAGAGUGUGGUAAGAACGAGGUGGUUGUGAUUGAUGAUGCCCUAUUCGGCCGGAUGGAUGUUGGGAGAUGUCUGUUGGAGGAAGGAGCACCGAGCAAGGAAAAUUUGAAAGAUUUCAAGUUCAUCGGCUGCUAUGCGGAUGUUAAAGAGAUCUUGGAUAGGAGUUGCUCUGGUUCGCAAAAGUGUAAUGUUCCAGUUGUCUCUUUCAAAGUUGAAAACACAUGCUAUUCAUACGCCAUGCGAUAUUUGGACGUGAAGUACAGAUGUUUAAAAGAGGAGUAUUGCCAAUCGGAAACAUUUCAAGCGCAAUGUCCUCAAAAUGAAAUCAUUCUUCUGAAAAAUUUUUUGUUCGGCCGAAUGAGGUGGGGCAGAUGCUUAUCUGCGGAAGGUCCAAUUGAUGACUUGUUCUCCAAAUCGUCUGGAUAUUUGGCAUGCUUUGUGGAUGUUAAAAAUAUUUUCAACGAAAUUUGCGCUGGUCGACAAGCGUGUGAGAUGGCUGUAGCAAAAAUAGACGCCGACUCCAACUGUCGGAAGAUGUUCAAGAAUUAUUUGGAAGCCGAGUACUCCUGCGUUAGAGAAGAAUAUUGUAACGACGACACCUUUCAACCCAAAUGUCGACAAAAUGAGGUAAUAGUAAUUAAAGAUGCCCUCUUCGGAAGGAAGUCAAUUGGGAAAUGCAUCAAAAAUGAAGGAACUCCGGAUGAGUAUUUAUCAAAACUACCCAGAUAUGUGGGAUGUUAUGUAGACGCACGUCAUUUAGUAGUCCCUAAAUGUUCCGGUAAACAGGAAUGUGAGGUCUGGGUCGCUAAAAUUAACAUUGGAACAACCUGCCACAAAAUGUUUAAGUCAUAUUUGGAAGUGGAUUAUUCGUGCUUUAAAGAAGAAUAUUGUAAUGCGGACACCUUUCAGCCCAAAUGUCUUCAGAGUGAAAUUGUAAUUAUUAAGGAAGCCAUCUACGGAAGGAAAUCUAUUGGGAAAUGCAUAAAAAAUGAAGGAAUUCCGGACGAAUAUUUUCUAAAAAACUCCGGAUAUGUGGGAUGUUUUGUGGAUGCACGUCACUUAGUUGUACCUCGAUGUUCCGGCAGACGGGAAUGUGAAGUCCCAGUAGCAAAAAUUGAAAUGGAAACAGCAUGCCACAAAAUGUUCAAAUCCUACCUGGAAGUGGAUUAUUUUUGUGCUAAAGAAGAGUAUUGUAUGUCAGAUGUUUUUCAGCCUAGAUGUCGGCAAAACGAGAUAGUGGUUAUCAAGGAAGCUAUCUACGGAAGGAAAUCAAUUGGGAAAUGCAUCAAAAAUGAAGGAAUUCCGGAUGAAUACUUUUCGACUCGUCCAGGAUACGUGGGAUGCUUUGUGGAUGCACGUCAUUUAGUUAUACCUCGAUGUUCCGGCAAUCGAGAAUGCGAAAUUUUGGUUGCUAAAAUCGACAUUGGAACGACUUGCCAUAAGAUGUUUAAAUCAUAUCUUGAAGUGGAUUAUUCAUGUGUGAAAGAAGAAUAUUGUAUGUCUGAUGUGUUUCGGCCAAGAUGUCAUCAGAGUGAGAUUGUAGUUAUCAAGGAAGCCAUCUACGGCAGGAAAUCAAUUGGGAAAUGCAUAAAAAAGGAAGGAAGUCCGGAUGAAUACAAUUUAAGAAAUCCCGGAUAUGUGGGAUGUUUUGUGGAUGCACGUCACUUAGUUGUUCCACGAUGUUCCGGCAGACGGGAAUGUGAAAUCCCAGUAGUGAAAAUUGAAAUGGAAACAACGUGCCACAAAAUGUUCAAAUCCUACCUGGAAGUGGAUUAUUUUUGUGUUAAAGAAGAGUAUUGCAUGUCAGAUGUAUUUCAGCCGAAAUGUCAGCAUAACGAGAUAGUAGUCAUUAAAGAAGCCAUCUACGGCAGAAAAUCUAUCGGAAAAUGCAUUAAAAACGAAGGAAUCCCGGACGAAUAUUUUCUGAAAAGUUCGGGAUAUGUGGGAUGUUUUGUGGAUGCUCGUCACUUAGUUGUACCUCGAUGUUCAGGCAGACAGGAAUGCGAAAUUUAUGUUGGUAAGGAUGAUAUUGCGACAACUUGCCAUAAAAUGUUCAAGUCCUAUUUGGAGGUGGACUACGUCUGUGUAAAAGAAGAAUAUUGUAUGUCGGAAACAUUUCAACCCAGAUGCCAGCAAAAUGAGAUAAUUUUCAUUGAAGAGGCGGUGUACGGCCGCAUGAGCAUAGGAAAGUGUAUAAGAAAAGAAGGAAUCCCUGAUAAAUCCUUCUUAAACAAUCCCAGUUACGUGGGAUGCUUUGUGGAUGUGAAACAUCUCAUCGUUCCCGAGUGUUCCGGAAAGAAACGAUGUGAAAUUUCUGUGGCAAAGAUUGAAAUUGAAACGACUUGUUAUAACAUGUUUAGAUCUUAUCUGGAAGUGGAGUAUACAUGCGUCAGAGAAGAAUUUUGUAUGUCGGAUACAUUCCAACCUCAGUGCCCACAGAAUGAAAUAAUUCUUAUCGAGAUGGCUCAUUUCGGUAGGAAAAGCAUCGGCAGGUGUUUAUCCGACGAAGGAUCGAUCGUUGAAUCUUUCAAAAAUGACGCUGGCUUCGUUGGCUGUUACGCUGACGUUAAAAAUUUCAUCGAUUCAAAAUGUGCAGGCAGACAAAUUUGUGAAAUCCUAGUAGCUAAAAUUACAGCUGUCACAAAAUGCCACAAAUUAUUUCAAAAUUAUUUAGAUGUUUCAUACAGAUGCGUCAGAGAGGAAUACUGCAACUCCGACACAUUCAAGCCUCACUGCCAUCAAAAUGAAGUUUUGUACAUAAAAGAAGCUCAGUAUGGCAGAAAACAUCUUGGCAGGUGUCUGUCGGAUGAGGGGGAAAUUACGAAAUCCUUCAGAAAUGAUCCAAAAUACGUUGGUUGUUACUCUGAUGUUAGAAACAUUAUCGAGCCAGAAUGUGCGGGACUAAGAAGUUGUGAGAUAAUUGUCUCAAAAAUAACAACCAACACGGGAUGUCAUAAGCUGUUUCAAAAUUAUUUGGAGGCUGUUCAUAGUUGUUUUAAAGCUCAAGAGUUCUGCUACUCAGAAACAUUUCAACCUAAAUGCCCGCUUAGCCAAGUUAUUUCAAUUAAAACCGCAAAUUUUGGUAGAAAGAAAAUCGGCAGAUGUCUGGAGAACGAGGGUUCAAUAGUAGAGUCAUUUAAAAACUAUUCAGGAUUCGUUGGAUGUUACGCUGACGUGAGGAACAUUUUGGAACCUCAGUGUGCUGGAAAGAACCUUUGCUCUGUCUCCGUGGCCAUAAUCGACGUUGAAACAUCUUGUCACAAACUGUUUAGAUAUUAUCUGGAAGUUGCUUAUGUUUGUGUUGGAGAGGAAUAUUGUAUUUCCGAUGUAUUUAAGCCGGUGUGUCAUCAAAAUGAGAUCCUACAAGUAGUUGAGGCGUUUUACGGCAGAAAGAAACUAGGCAGAUGUUUAUCAGACGCUGGAGUGCCAGAUGAACAUUUGUUGAAGACGCCAGGUUUCGUUGGAUGUUACGCUGAUGUAAGGAGGAUUAUUGAACCUUUGUGUGCUGGAAGGAUGCGGUGUGAGGUGGCUGUUGCCCAAAUAGAAGUUGAUACUCACUGCUCCAAACAUUUCAGAUACUACUUGGAAGCCAAGCAUCGUUGUCUCAAAGAGGAAUACUGCAUCUCAGAAACAUUUAGACCGCGCUGCUCUCAAAACGAAAUAAUAAUUAUAAAGGAGGCAUUGUACGGUAGGAAGAAUAUAGGGAGAUGUCUGUCACAUGAGCUGACAUCUGAUCCAAGUUUGCUGAGUUAUCCUGGCUUUGUGGGCUGCUACAAAGAUGUUAAAAAGUUGAUUUCUCCAAAAUGCGCCGGAAAGCAGAACUGCGAAAUUUUCGUUGUUCAAAUUGAAACUGACACUACAUGUCCGAAGCAUUUUAAAUACUAUUUGGAAGCAUCUUAUUCCUGUUUGAAAGAAGAGUAUUGUAUAUCGGAAACAUUUAAACCAAAAUGUCAUCAGAGUGAAGUAAUAAUGAUUUCGGAAGCGUAUUUCGGGAGAAAAAAUUUUGGUAGAUGUCUGAAAAUGGAAAGUCCCAAUCCUGGAGAUGCGUAUUUGACAGAUCCUCGCUUCCUCGGAUGCUUUGUGAAUGUAAAACAGUUUCUGGAUGAGAAAUGCGUCGGAAAAAAUGAUUGCAGCAUUGCUGUUGUUAAUAUUGAAAUCGAAACAACGUGUCAUGGAUUUUUUAAGAAUUAUCUGGAAGUUGAAUACAAAUGUUUGAAAGAAGAGUUUUGCAAUUCGGAAAUAUUCAGCCCAAAAUGUCGUCAAAAUGAGAUAAUAUUAAUCACAGAGGCUUACUUUGGUAGAAAAAAUUUUGGGAGAUGUUUAAAGAUGGAAAGUCCCAAUCCCAGUAAAAGUUUUUUGAACGAUCCGGAAUUUCUCGGAUGUUAUGUUGAUGUUAAACAGCUUGUUGUGAAUACAUGUUCUGGGAAAAAUGUUUGCAAAAUUCCGGUGGCUUUGAUAGGAGUAACUACCCCGUGCCAUGGUUUCACGAAAAAUUAUUUGGAGGUUGAGUUUUCGUGUUUGAAAGAGGAAUAUUGCAAUUCAGAAACUUUCCGUUCCAAAUGUAACCAGAACGAAAUGAUAAUAAUAAAGGAGGCUUAUUUCGGCAGAAAGGAUUUUGGGAGGUGUUUGAGAAUGGAAAGUCCAAAUCCUGGAAAAACUUACAUGAAGGAUCCCAAAUUUCUCGGCUGCUUUGUGGAUGUUAAAAAGUAUCUGAAUGACUUAUGCGUUGGGAAAACCCAAUGCGAUGUCGCGGUUUCUAACAUUGAAAUUGAAACUACGUGUCAUGGAUUUUUCAAAAAUUAUCUGGAUGUCAUGCAUUAUUGUUUGAAAGAAGAAUAUUGUAACUCCGACACGUUUAAACCUCGGUGUCGAAACAAUGAAAUUAUUUUUAUAACUGAAGCCAAGUUUAGUAGGGAACGUUUUGGAAAGUGUCUGUCGAGAAAUGAAGUCAAAAACGAACUCUACCUGAAUGAUGAACAAUUCAUUGGCUGCUAUGUCGACGCGAAGUUUUAUUUGAAUAAUUUCUGUACCGGUAAAAGAGAUUGCGAAGUGUCAGUCGCCAAGAUAGAAUUCGAAACGCCGUGCCACAGCUAUCUUAAGCAUUAUCUUGAAGCUUCAUAUGCUUGCAUAAAAGAUGAAUACUGCCACGACGAGAUUUUCAGCCCCAGAUGUGCAGGUAACGAGGUGAUAGUCAUUGAAAUGGCUUUGUUUGGGCGGCUGGUGCACGGCAGAUGCAUAACUCGGGAGGAACCAAGCGAAACAAAUCUGAGAGAUCCGAAAUUUAUCGGCUGUCACACAAAUGUCGUGGAUCUACUACGGUCUAGCUGCUCAGGAAAACAAAAUUGUGAAGUGACGAUAACGAAACUGAACGCUGAGACAAACUGCUAUAAGUACUUAAAGUUUUAUUUGGAAGCGAGAUACCAAUGUCGAACAGAGGAGUUUUGCAACGAUGAAUCUUUUCAGCCGAGAUGUCACCAGAACGAAGUUUUAGUGAUCGCGAAGGCUUUGUACGGGAGGUUUAAAGUCGGAAGAUGUAUAUUUCAUGAGGAACCGACCAAAUCUAACUUGGAAGAUGAAAAAUUUAUCAACUGUUUCACAGACGUUAAAACGAGUGUAGAUGCAAAUUGCUCCGGGAAACAACUAUGUGAAAUUUUAGUUGCGAAGAUAGGAGCCCAAACUACUUGCUAUAAAUAUUUGAAACAGUAUUUAGAGGUGGAGUACAAAUGUGUGAAAGAGGAAUACUGUUUCGCUGAAUCUUUCCAGCCAAGAUGUCAGCAAAACGAGGUAAUUGUUGUUGAAGAAGCCGUUUUUGGCAGAUUGAGCUUAGGAAAAUGCAUUCUUCCCGAGGAACCCAGUGAAUCAAAUUUGGAAGAUAAAAAAUUUAUCGGUUGUUUCACCGACGUUAAGAAAGUUGUGGCUGAUGAAUGUUCUGGUAAGCAGAAAUGUGACAUGCCAGUCGCAAAGAUUGAAGCUAAAACAACUUGCUACAAAUAUUUGAAGCAUUAUUUGAAAGCCACAUAUCAAUGCAUCAGAGCCGAAGAUUAUUGCAUCUCCGAGAUAUUCCAUCCAAGGUGUCUUCGAAAUGAAAUCCUUAUUAUCGAAGAGGCGCUAUUCAGCAGAAGAAAAUUUGGUCGUUGUUUGAUUGACGACGAGAACCCAAACGAUCCGAUGAUGAAAAAUACCGAUUUUAUCGGUUGCUUCGCCGAUAUUAAGCACAUUCUCGAACCAUUAUGCCUUGGCAGAGAGAGCUGUAGUGUUAUGGUAGCGAGUUUGAAGGCUAGAACAACAUGCCGAUCAUUUCUUAAGCAUUAUCUCGAAGUUGAAUACACUUGCUUGAAAGUUGUUCCCGAGACCCACGAUUGCAAGGUGAGUGUGGUCCAAGAAAAGCAGCACAUUUCCAGCGCUCAGGUCUCCAACUGUGGUAGCAAAUCUCGACCGUGGAAAAUCAGCUCCAUGGCAGGCCAGCACAUCAACAUAACUCUCCUUCAGUUAAAGUCAGACAGUUACGACCAGCAACUUCCCAAAAAAUCUCUCUACUUCGCCAAGGGCAACCCCCACCAUGGCAAUCCGCCCUGUCAGGUUUAUGCCCACAUCAAGGAAGAAUCGAGCAGGCAGAUGGUCUACGUGUGUUACGAUGGCAACUUUAAUGAUGACAACAACUAUCUCACUGAUAAUUCGCUGCACUACGCCAGUUCUUCCAAUGAGGUUGAUGUCUACUUUGAGCAACACGAUCGAAAUGAGAAUCGAACGACGUUUCUUGUCUCGCUGGAGGCCACCGGAUGUAGUGACCUGAGACCCCCGGAGGAUGCCACCUGGAACAGAACCGGAAGUGAGGUCAUCGUGGCUUGCCAUAGAUCCUGGAUAAGAUGGACGCUGCGCUGCGUUGGGAAUAAAUGGGCGGGAGUGAUGGGGAAUUGUAGUUACGCUCCUUCUUACAUUGAAAAUUUUGAAAAAAUUGAGAAAUCCUUUGUGACCAAUCAGAAGGAUGGCAGUGCUGGUAAUGAUCAGAUGAUCAUGGUCUUCACAAUCAUUAUUGCCGGUCUUGUGUUGUGUCUGUUCAUCGCUUGCAUUGGGAUAGUUUUCUUAAAGAGGUAUUACUCAAUGAACAAGAGCAAGCAGAUGGGACAGAACCCCUUGUAUAACGGUUCAGUCAUGCAGACGGCCAACAAAGCUUACUACGACGCUCAACAACAACGCAACAACAACAACAUGAUGAUGAUGAUGACGAAUAAUAACAACAUGAUUAUGACAAUGGAUAAACAAGAUGAGGCAUACUUCGCGGAAAAUUCCCAACUGAAUCCGGACACUGCCCAGUAUUUUGAGCUGGAUCAGGCGCUUGUUGGUAAGGAGGCUCCCGCUAUGGCUUAGAUGGGAUGUGCGACGGUGUGGUUUUGUGUGAGUCGUUGGUACCGUGUUCGAUUCUUGUCGAUACCGUUUGUUUUGUUAGUUAGAUGAGAAUGCUUUUUUCAAAAUUAUGAUUCAAAAUUAGAAUAUUCAAAAAAAAAUGAUUUAUGGCUAUGUUGGUGAAUAAGGUGAUGAUUUAGACGCUUAAGCUGAUGAUUAUCUGAUAUUUAAUUGACUGAUUUUAUAAACAAUAACAGACAUAAUAUAAUACAGAAUUAUUAAUAAAUAAUAAUUAAAAAACACAAACAUACUAUAAUUAAUAUUAAACUAGGCUACGUGUUGUUGGUUUUUCUACCUUUAUAAUAUUACUACGUUUACUUUAAAAUACGUUUUUGUUACAGUGUAUGUGUGUGCGUGCGUGCGUGCGUGUGUGUGUGCGUGUAUGUGUGUGUGUGGUUUUGUCUGUGAACGUUAUUAUUUUUUUUAAUGUUUUAAAUAUUGUAAUUAGCCGAAACGGUUUUGUAUGACAUAUUUUUAUUUUCACUUCGUGAACAAAAAAAUAAAUUUGAAAAGGAACCUUGA